AUCAUUUCAAGUCACUGAAUAAAAGAAAUAAAUUGUAACAUUUCUAAAUAUCUUUUUUAAAAAAGUAUUAAGGAUUAUUUUUGAAAAUGUGUGUUCAAUUUUUUUUUUAAAAAUACCAAGUUGUCACAGUUCAUAGCUAUAAUAAGUUGUUUCUCAUUUUUUGUCCUGGAGGGAAUGUAGUUUUUACUUAAUCAGAUACUGCUUCUUCAAACUGAGCUAUCACUUUCCUUCUGAUUAUUGGAGGAGGGGAGUUAUUAUUUUGUUCUGCUAAUGUCUAAUUUCUUUUGAUUAAAAAUAUUUUACAGUGAGAUUAUCAUGUAUAAUAUCACCUGGUGAAUAUUACGGCAAGAUUUAUGUUUUAUGUUGGCUUUAUCAUAAAUGAAACAUGGAGAAUCAAACUAUAGUAUGUUACUUUCUGCUCCUGGAAUUUUCAAAAAAUCAGCAUCUGCAGCUUUUGCAUUUCUUCUUCUUCUGUGUGUUAUAUCUGGCAACUGUAACAACAAAUCUUCUUAUCAUUUUUGCAGUUGCUUUUGACCAUCGACUGCACAGCCCCAUGUACUUCUUUCUCAUGAAUUUGGCUCUGCAAGACCUGGGCAUUGUUUCUGUCAUUGUCCCCAAAUCCAUGAUCAAUUCUCUCAUGAACAACAGAUGCAUCUCUUAUGUUGGCUGUGUUGCUCAAGUCUUCCUCUUUGUUUCUUUUGCAGCUUCUGAUUUCUUCCUUCUCACAGUCAUGGCAUAUGAUCGGUAUGUUGCCAUUUGCCAUCCAUUACAUUAUCACAUAAUGAUGAAUUGGAAAGCCAGCACUGAAAUAAUGAUAUUUGUAUGGGUUUCAGGUUUUCUCUGUGGAAUCUUGCACACAACUGGUACUUUUUCAGUUCUGUUUUGUACUAAUGUGAUCAACCAAUUCUUUUGUGAAGUUCCACAAUUGCUAAAACUAUCCUGCUAUGGCUUCAAUCAAUUUGAAAUUGGAGUUCUCGUGGCCAUUAUCUUAGUUGGACUAGGUUGUUUUAUUUUUAUUAUUGUAUCUUAUGCUAUGAUUUUCAAGGCAGUGUUAAUAAUUCCUUCUGAACAAGGAAGGCAGAAAGCUUUAUCCACUUGUAUUCCACAUCUUAUUGUAGUGUCUAUGUUGUUAUUAAGUGGAUGCUUUGCCUAUAUCAGAACUCCUUCUAACACCCCUUCUUACUUAGAUUUUGGGUUGACUGUAUUGUAUUCGCUUCUUCCACCUCUGUUCAAUCCAAUCAUCUAUAGUAUGAGAAAUAAGAAUAUAAAAUUUGUCCUUUCUAAACUCUGGAGUUUCUGAUUUUUUUUAAAAAUGUUGUUUCUAUUCCUUUCACCACAGUUUUGCAUUUUCCUAAUUUUUCCUUUACUUCUCUAAAUAGAGGAACGAGCUAGAAAAGGAGACAUAGUUGGGAUGUAUUCAAGUCCAGUAUUCCAAUCCAAAACAAUUUUAGAACUUGAGAAUUUGUUCAGCAAACUUUCUGCAUUCCUAAUUACUAUUAAUGCAUUUUACAGAUGCUAUAUGUCAGGCAUGUCAAACUCGUGAUGUCAUGUGACGUCGUAUGAUGUAUUGAGCUUUUUCUCCAUUGCGGGCAAUGGGGUGGAUGUAGUUUUGGGAUGACAUGUCUGGUCCGUGGGCCGGCAGUUUGAUACCCCUGCUAUAUGUGGAUUUAGGACAGCUCUAGCAUGCCACAGAUUUGGGUUCAGAUUAAGUGAGCAUGAGAGUGUAAUCUUAUUGUGGAAGAUAUUGGCAAGUAAGUUUAAAUGAGGUGGCCUAUUUUUUCCUGUUCUUUGUUGUCAUAAAUGAAACAUUGAGAAUCAAACCACAGUGCCUUAUUUUCUGCAUUUGGAAUUCUCGAAAAAUUGGCAUAUGCAGUUUUUGCAUUUCUUCUCCUCCUUUCUUGUGUUAUAUGUGGCAACUGUAGCAACAAAUCUUCUCACCAUCUCUGCAGUAGCUUUUGACUAUCAACUGUACAGUCCCAUGUACUUCUUUCUCAUGUGACCUCGCAGACUUGGGCACUGUUUUCAGUCAUUGUCCAUGAUAAAUUCUCUCAUGGACAACAGAUGCAUCUCUUACAUUGGUUGUAUUGCUCUAUUCUUUCUUUCUCUCCUUUGAAGGUUUUGAUUUAUCCUUCCUGACAGUCAUGCAUAUGAUCCUGUUGUGAGUUUCAGGUUUUCUCUGUGGAAUUUUACAUACAACUUGCAGUUUUUCAGUCUUGUUUUGUUCUAAUGUUAUCAACCAAUUAUUCUGUGAAAUUCCACGAUUGCUAAAGCCAUCUUGCUAUGACUUCAAUCCACUUGAGGCUGGAGUUGUGGUGGCCUCUAUCUUGGCUGGACUAGAUUAUUUUACUUUUAUUAUUGUAUCUUAUGCCAUGAUUUUAAAGGCAGUAUUAAGAAUCCCUUCUGAACAAUAUUUGACCUUUUUGACAUUUGCAAUUCUAUUUUUUCUGAUAAUUGCUUUUUUGGUUUAUCUGUAAUUUUUUUAACUAUCACUUUAGUUUUUUUCUCUAUUUAUCUUUAAUCCUCCUAUCUCUCCAAAUUGUUCUAUUUUUUCCAACAGUGUAGGAAUCGUCUCUAAAGGUUCCUCUAAAAUGAAUACCAAAUCAUCUGCAAAUUCUUGCAGUUUGUAGGUUUCACCUUUUAUUUUCAAUCCUUUAAUUUCUGGAUCUUGU
This is a messenger RNA of Crotalus tigris (Tiger rattlesnake), 2669 nucleotides long. RefSeq names its product olfactory receptor 14A16-like. The record is from RefSeq and is a predicted model, not a curated record. Bases 386 to 1300 code for a protein of 304 amino acids. Gene Ontology annotation, molecular function: G protein-coupled receptor activity; olfactory receptor activity. Gene Ontology annotation, cellular component: membrane. NCBI's taxonomy places the organism in Eukaryota, Metazoa, Chordata, Lepidosauria, Squamata, Viperidae. Gene Ontology annotation, biological process: G protein-coupled receptor signaling pathway. The transcript has 2 exons.